Exophiala bonariae is the source of this 1116-nucleotide messenger RNA. RefSeq lists its product as uncharacterized. The transcript has a single exon. The coding region runs from base 1 to 1116 and encodes 371 amino acids. Lineage: Eukaryota; Fungi; Ascomycota; Eurotiomycetes; Chaetothyriales; Herpotrichiellaceae. The record is from RefSeq and is a predicted model, not a curated record.
AUGAGGAAGUAUCAAUUCCAAUGGCGAUUAGGGGCAAAUGGCCUCCCACACAAGAUAGAUGCACCCGAUGAAACACGUCGAAUCGACAGUAUCCUCCGACAAGCACUUGUUUGGACAGAGGCCAGCUUCUGUGCUCUAUGGAAGCCCCAAUUGCAGGAGUUCCCAUACAUCUUUGACCACGACAGACGAGCCGAGGUGCUGAGAGACGCUUUUCUUCUUGUGUCAGACCUUCUCGAAGUUGGAAAAACGAGAUUGGCCUUCAGCUCACUGAACGAGAUCUUGGAUACAAUCCCGCGAUACUUUAUCAACUCGCAUCCUGGACUUUUCCUGUGCAUUUUAGAAGCUGCUUUGGGUCUCAACAUGCCUAAGGCACCAAAGAGUCUACACAAAAAGGUCAAAGAGCACUUGGCCGAGAUCUCAUGGGUACUGCAUGGCCCUAGCCAUCCUCUCACAGUCUUGUUAUCGCAGCGAUCGGAAGACUGUGGAAAUGUCUUUUAUAUCAUGGAGGUCUUGCUCAGCUGUAUGAGGGAUAGUCUAGCCAAAGUUUUCGGCCAUUCUGGCUACCAAACUCGCUUUUACGAAUUUACUAUGGCUCAGAACUAUGCGCGUAUGGGUAAGAUCGAAGAGGCACAAUUGACCUUAAUUCGAUUGAUCAGAGUAUGCUCCGACCAGUUUGGGAGCGAUAGCGGAUUUGUUGGCCUCUCGGAGUUCGAGUUGAACAGAAUACGACUAGAUUGGCCAGCCAGCCAGUCUUCAGCCAACCAGGGGGAGACGCCAGAUAAUAACCACAUGCUAUUUAAGGUCGAGAAGGCUUUUCAAUAUUACAACCAACUCCUUGCCACACAAAUUAAGCAAGAAUCACCGACGGCAACACUGGAAAUCCCAUGCUGGCGGAUAGAGUUGGCACGUUAUCUAUUUCAUAAGAGACGUUAUACUAUUGCGAUGCACCUUUACUGCAGCGGGAGCUUCGAGGAGCUGUCGAUUUGUAAUCCCCAAGUAAAGAAAUCUCCAGACACUUGGCUUGCGGAUCGCAUCGCGAAUGCGGCGAAAAAGGCAUUUCAAAUCGAGUCGACGUGGGCUCAGGAAACUUGUCCAGUCCUAGGCCCACUAGGUUAA